UCGACACAUCCCACACUCACUCGCCAUCACUUUUGCAACUUGCAACUCUCUGCAACCCAUUACUUUCGGUUUUGUGCCUUUUUUUUCUCGCAGCCGACAAUCGUUUCAACUACGCAAAUUUUGGACCAAUUUCGUGUGGUUUUUACAACACAACACACACCUCACAUCGAGAUAAACAAAAGCAAGAUGCGUUUCUCAAUCGUCUUCCUCGCCUUAUCGGGCGGUGCAUCGGCUCUGCCCGCACUCAACGGCCUCACUGCCCGCCAACCCGUCGACCUCGUCAACCGCCGCGACAUUGAGUUCAAGGGUGCCGCUGCCCCCGCCCUCGUCGACGACAUGAGUCUCUCCCGCGCCGAGACGGUGACAGCACGCGAUGAAGAGGAGGCAGAGGAGGAGGAGGGAAGUCCAGCAGCAGCAGCAACAACAACAAAGACGAGGAGCAUGGACCCAGCGGCAGUAGAGCCGAGACAAGCGAAGCCGUCGGGGAGCGGCGCCGCCAAGACCAAGACGUCGACGUCGAAAAAGGGCGAUCCGCGCGUGGAGGCGAUUGGUGACAACAAAGUCAACCCGACGACCGGGCUGACGGACUCGGAGGCGGCGGAGAUUGUCACCGGCCUCGAUCUGAAGGAUAAGAAGGCGCCCGGGUCGAUUGAUUCCAAGGGCAAGAGGAUUCCGUUGCCGGGAUUGAGCGCGGACGAGACGGAUGCUAUUGUGAAGCAGGGGCAGGCUGCUCUCAAGGAUGCUGGUGCAUAGGUAGUUCAUGGGCCGAGGAUCUCGUGCGAGGAAUGAAUUAUGAUACAAAGCUUUUCCG
Colletotrichum godetiae is the source of this 811-nucleotide messenger RNA. RefSeq lists its product as uncharacterized. The coding region runs from base 187 to 753 and encodes 188 amino acids. The transcript has 2 exons. The record is from RefSeq and is a predicted model, not a curated record. NCBI's taxonomy places the organism in Eukaryota, Fungi, Ascomycota, Sordariomycetes, Glomerellales, Glomerellaceae.